Batrachochytrium dendrobatidis JAM81 is the source of this 1195-nucleotide messenger RNA. RefSeq lists its product as uncharacterized. Lineage: Eukaryota; Fungi; Chytridiomycota; Chytridiomycetes; Rhizophydiales. The record is from RefSeq and is a predicted model, not a curated record. Gene Ontology annotation, biological process: carbohydrate metabolic process. Bases 9 to 1061 code for a protein of 350 amino acids. The transcript has a single exon. Gene Ontology annotation, cellular component: membrane. Gene Ontology annotation, molecular function: chitin deacetylase activity.
UUGAAAUAAUGUUGAUUUUAUCACGAUUUAAUCUGCUAUCCGCAUCCCUCUUCCUCGCCUCGCUGUCAAUUACACGGGCUGCACUACCUACUCCUAGUCAGUAUCCUCCUCUCGACAAGAUUUCUCCUGCUAAUCCUAACUGGACUCAUAUUGCUUUGAAAAAUGUACCCAGUAUUCCUCUGAAUACCAAACAACUUCCUCAUCCUGACUGGUCCAAGGAUAUCAUUACAUGCUCGAAUGAAAAGCAAUGGGGCAUUUCAUACGACGAUGGUCCUUCUGUUCAUACUCUCGAGUUACUCAAGGUACUUGCAGAUCGUAAAAUCAAUGCUACAUUCUUCAUUGUUGGAUCUCGUGCUAUGCAGAAUCCCGAUAUUCUGCUCAAAACCUUCCAGGCAGGCCAUCAGCUUGCUUUGCAUACAUGGUCCCACUCUGCCAUGACUACCAUUCCUAAUGAUCAAAUAAUUGCCGACAUUGUCUUCAAUGCCAUGAUUGUUAAACAAAUUAUUGGUCUCACUCCUCGCUUCAUUCGCCUUCCUUAUGGAGAUAUCGACGAUCGUGUUCGUGCCAUUAUUCACAAUCUUGGACUUGUUGCAGUUGCAUGGAAUGUAGACUCCAACGAUGCUGCUGGUGCUACUGAUGUUGCAGCUCAGUUUAAACUCAAGGCCAAUGCUGGCCCUAAGCCAUACAUCUCACUCGAACACGAUAUAUUGCCCAACAUCAAAACUCAGGCUGCUGAGGCUUUGGAUGCCAUUCUCUCUGGCACUGGUGGUUAUAAGAUUAUGUCUAUUUCUGAAUGCUUGAACCAGCCUGCUUAUGAUGAAGGCUUUUGGGAGCGUGUCGGCACUGGCUCGCUGCCUGCUACUGCAAACACUGCACCUCCUCCCUUGUCACAAUCCGUCUCCGUUCCAGGUCCCAGCAGUGGCUCUAGUCAUGGCGCUAGCAGUGGUUCUAGUAAUGGUGCUGGAAAACCUGCUGCAUCCAAUGAUGCUAUGCCAAACAGAUUUUCCGUCAUUUUCCCAUUGACUGCUUUGAUGACUGCUUUGAUGUCAGUAUUGCUGUAAGUAUUUUACUACAUAGCACUCUCCAAUUCUUAUUCUAGCCUUGUCCUGGCUUGGUUGCUUGUGUGUCGUACUCUGGUUUACCUUUUUCAGAUUUCAUGUUUUGAAAGCAAAUUGAAUAAAUUGUUUUAUUGUUU